This is a messenger RNA of Eurypyga helias (sunbittern), 1587 nucleotides long. RefSeq names its product HECT domain and ankyrin repeat containing E3 ubiquitin protein ligase 1 (gene HACE1). The annotation marks the transcript as partial. Gene Ontology annotation, molecular function: protein binding. The transcript is spliced from 13 exons. NCBI's taxonomy places the organism in Eukaryota, Metazoa, Chordata, Aves, Eurypygiformes, Eurypygidae. The record is from RefSeq and is a predicted model, not a curated record.
GAAACAGCUGUCUAUACACUAAUGCCAAUGGUUAUGGCUGACCAGCACAGGUCUGUCUCAGAGCUGCUAUCAAAUUCAAAAUUUGAUGUGAAUUAUGCAUUUGGACGUGUGAAGAGAAGUUUGCUUCAUAUUGCAGCAAACUGUGGAUCAGUUGAAUGCCUUGUUCUAUUAUUAAAGAAAGGGGCAAAUCCAAACUAUCAGGACAUUUCAGGAUGCACCCCUCUGCAUUUAGCCGCAAGGAAUGGCCAGAAGAAAUGCAUGAGCAAACUGCUGGAAUACAGUGCAGAUGUCAACAUCUGUAAUAAUGAAGGCUUGACUGCAAUUCAUUGGUUGGCUGUCAAUGGACGAACAGAAUUGCUUCAUGAUCUUGUUCAGCACGUCAGUAAUGUCGAUGUUGAAGAUGCAAUGGGACAGACAGCCCUUCAUGUAGCUUGUCAAAAUGGGCACAAGACAACGGUGCAGUGUUUGCUGGACAGCGGUGCAGAUAUAAACAGGCCAAAUGUGUCAGGGGCAACUCCACUCUAUUUUGCUUGCAGCCAUGGUCAGAGAGACACUGCACAAAUUCUUUUGAUGAGAGGAGCCAAAUAUUUACCAGACAAAAAUGGUACUACUCCACUGGAUCUCUGUGUACAGGGUGGAUAUGGAGAGACUUGUGAAGUCUUAAUACAAUAUCAUCCUCGACUUUUCCAGACAAUAAUUCAAAUGACACAGAAUGAAGAUCUACGUGAAAACAUGUUGCGGCAAGUUCUGGAACACUUGUCUCAGCAGAGUGAAAGCCAGUAUCUUAAAAUCCUGACAAGUCUUGCUGAAGUUGCUACAACAAAUGGUCACAAACUGCUUAGCUUGUCAAGUAAUUAUGAAGCUCAAAUGAAGAGUCUCUUAAGGAUCGUGAGGAUAUUUUGCCAUGUCUUUCGCAUUGGCCCAUCCUCUCCCAGUAAUGGAAAUGACAUGGGCUACAAUGGAAAUAAAACUCCAAGAAGUCAGGUGUUCAAGGUCAGAAAAGUAUAUGAUGUUGUUAGGAAGAUAGACGUUAAAGAGAUGAAUUUCACAAAGCAUGCAUUCAUUAAUCAGACAUCUCAUGAACAGGAACCGCUGGAACUGCUCUGGCAUUCUCUAGAUGAAUGGCUCGUUCUUAUAGCCACAGAGCUGAUGAAAAACAAAAGGGAUUCUGCCAAUAUUACUUCUAUUUUACUGAAGCAAAAAGGACCAGAUCACCAGGAUGAUACUCCUACACCUUCCUUUGUGGCUGCAGGAGGAACUGAGGGCAGAAAAGCGCUCUCCACUGAUGCUGGCGAGUCGAAAACAUACGAUGUUGCCGGGAAGCAGGAAGCUUGUGCUGAUUGCCAGGAUGUUAUUUCCAUGACAGCAAACAGGCUAAGUGCUGUCAUUCAGGCGUUUUAUAUGUGCUGCUCCUGUCAGAUGCCUCAGGGGAUGACAUCGCCUCGUUUUAUAGAAUUUGUCUGUAAACAUGAUGAUGUCCUUAAGUGUUUUGUUAACCGAAAUCCCAAAAUAAUUUUUGAUCACUUUCAUUUUCUUCUUGAAUGUCCUGAACUAAUGUCCAGAUUUAUGCACAUCAUAAAAGCUCAG